Molecule: messenger RNA, 1018 nt
Organism: Globicephala melas (long-finned pilot whale)
Lineage: Eukaryota; Metazoa; Chordata; Mammalia; Artiodactyla; Delphinidae
Gene: YWHAB
Product: tyrosine 3-monooxygenase/tryptophan 5-monooxygenase activation protein beta
Biological process (GO): signal transduction; intracellular protein localization
Cellular component (GO): cytoplasm
Source: RefSeq, a predicted model, not a curated record
ACCGGAGCGGAAGUGGAGCCGCCGCCGCCGCCGCCGCCACCGCCGCCGCCGCCGCCGAUUCCGGAGCCGGGGUAGCUGCUGUCGCCGCCGCCACUGCAGCCGCCGCCGGAGGAGUGGGCUUGGGAAGGAAGCGGUCACCGCUCCUUCGCUCCGCUCGCAAGCGUCUUUGCUCCCCUGCAGUCCUCCCACGGGAAUGACCAUGGAUAAAAGUGAGCUGGUACAGAAAGCCAAACUCGCCGAGCAGGCGGAGCGCUACGAUGACAUGGCUGCGGCCAUGAAGGCAGUCACAGAGCAGGGGCACGAGCUCUCCAACGAGGAGAGAAACCUGCUGUCUGUUGCCUACAAGAAUGUGGUCGGUGCCCGUCGUUCUUCCUGGCGUGUCAUCUCCAGCAUCGAACAGAAAACAGAGAGGAAUGAGAAGAAGCAGCAGAUGGGCAAAGAGUAUCGUGAGAAGAUCGAGGCAGAGCUGCAGGACAUCUGCAACGAUGUUCUGGAGCUGUUGGACAAAUACCUUAUUCCCAAUGCUACACAACCAGAAAGUAAGGUGUUCUACUUGAAAAUGAAAGGCGAUUAUUUUAGAUAUCUUUCUGAGGUGGCAUCUGGAGACAAUAAACAAACCACUGUGUCAAACUCCCAGCAGGCUUACCAGGAAGCAUUUGAAAUUAGUAAGAAAGAAAUGCAGCCUACACACCCAAUUCGACUGGGCCUGGCGCUUAACUUCUCCGUCUUUUACUAUGAGAUUCUAAACUCUCCUGAAAAGGCUUGCAGCCUGGCAAAAACGGCAUUUGAUGAAGCGAUUGCUGAAUUGGACACACUGAAUGAAGAGUCUUACAAAGACAGCACCCUGAUCAUGCAGUUGCUUAGGGACAAUCUCACUCUGUGGACGUCGGAAAACCAGGGAGAUGAAGGAGAUGCUGGGGAGGGAGAGAACUAAUGUCUGUUGUGCUUUGUGAUCUCUUCAGUGUCACUCUGUACCCUCCACGUAUAUCCCUUUGUGCGAUAAAAAAAAAAAAAAGAA